Molecule: messenger RNA, 1928 nt
Organism: Daphnia pulex (common water flea)
Lineage: Eukaryota; Metazoa; Arthropoda; Branchiopoda; Diplostraca; Daphniidae
Product: beta-1,4-mannosyltransferase egh-like
Exons: 8
Coding region: 280-1737 (485 amino acids)
Cellular component (GO): cytoplasm
Molecular function (GO): beta-1,4-mannosyltransferase activity
Source: RefSeq, a predicted model, not a curated record
CAACUAUAAGAAAAAUUGGAGGAGGGAAAACAAACGUAGCUUAAUUGUUUUAUGACACUCUUUUCUUGCAUCUCUAUAAUACCUGAUAAGUUUUCUCUCGUUCUUUUAUCUGCUCUGCUCACGGCUCAUGACCAUUAUAGAACGAGCUAAAAGCCAGAAAACCAGCUUUUCCGAAGUUGUCUUUAAGAGACUGAACGAGUGAAUGAAAAACUUCUUUCAGCUAUAGACGUCUUUUUUUUUAGAACUUUGGCCAAUUGUGGAUUGCCAAUAACAGUUAAGAUGAGGAAUGUUUCUAUGAUGACGAGUGCUGUAAAACGAGAAGUGUUUCAUCUAAUUCACUGUGCUGCCUUAACUGGAACAAUUAUUUUGGUGAUAAGUCUGGGUGGUGGACUGGGAGAAAAUAAUUCAAUCGCCUUUGAAACAGAAGAAUCUUUGAGCUCAUGGGAACAGUAUGGAUUUUUUCUAGCUGCAGUUCUCUAUGUUACUAGGUUCUUGACACUGUUGUGCCUACCCUUGGCUUUAUUCAACUUUUUGGGUCUUGUGCUUUUUAAUGCAUUUCCUGAUCAACCAAAAACAAAGAUUUUCUCAAGGCGCGACCACGUCAGUGUUCCUUUUGUUUGCUUUCGUGUGGUUACUAAAGGAGAUUUCCCCCAAUUGGUACGCAAUAAUAUUUUGAAGAACCGAAACAUUUGUGAGGAAACUGGUCUUGAGCACUUUACAUUUGAAGUUGUGACAGACAAAUCAAUAUCCUUGGUCACUAGCAAAAAAGUACGUGAACUAGUUGUUCCGGAAGAUUAUGCCACCAAAUCUGGAGCUUUGUAUAAAUCAAGGGCACUUCAAUAUUGUCUGGAAAAAGAGGUCAACAAUUUGAAUAAUGAAGAUUGGAUCGUACAUCUUGACGAAGAGACCCUACUUACGAGCGGUUGUAUCAAAGGGAUUGUAAAUUUCAUUUGCGAGGGGAAACAUCAUUUUGGUCAAGGCGUGAUAACAUACAAUAAUGACGAGGUCGUCAACUUGAUGUUAACUUUGUGUGAUUCAAUUCGUGUCGCCGAUGAUAUGGGAAAAUUGCAAUUUCAAUUAAAGGUGAUGCACAUGCCAAUUAUGGGAUGGAAAGGAUCGUAUGUCAUAUCGAAUGUGGGAGCUGAGAGAGAUGUAAGCUUCGAUCAUGGACCAAGAGGCUCGGUGGCAGAGGACGCUUACUUCGGACUCAUGGCAGCCAGCAAGGGCUACUCGUUUGGUUUCAUCGAAGGUGACAUGUGGGAGAAAUCGCCUUUCACUAUUAAGGAUUUCCUGCGACAAAGAAAACGAUGGCUACAAGGACUUUUACUUGUUGUUCACUCGUCAGAAAUUCCUUUAAGGUUUCGAAUUCUUCUUGGUUGCUGCGUAUAUGCAACAGCGACGGCACCGUUGUCCACUUUAAAUGUGUUUCUUCAACCAUUGUUCCCAAUUCAGAUUAGUCGUUUUGUAGAUCUCUGCGGAUGCUUCGUUGGAGGCGUUAUCAUCUACAUGAACCUAUACGGAACGUUCAGAUCCUACACCUACAGUGCCAAGCACGUUGGGAUAGGCAAACUCCUACUUCUAUUCAUCCUAGGAUUUGUCUUGCAACCAUUUAAAUACAUUUUGGAAAUUAUUGCUAUUUUGUGGGGCUUAAUGACACCCAAAAACGGGUUUGCAAUAGUUGAUAAAAAUGUAGAGCAGAACGAAAUGGAAAACACGGUUUCCGUUGUUCCUUGCUGAAAUCACUCAAGUAAUCAAAAUCUAUUUAUACGCUUAAACUGCCUUGUCCACCCCAUUGUUUCUGAAUGCCUAGCUGUUAAUGCUAGCGCAAAGUCUGGCAAUAUGGAAAUUAUAUAAUAUUUUUUUAUGUAAUUUAAUAUGCCUUCUCUGCCACAAGUGUAGUUUCAUUAAAGUAUGUUUUUUGAUGAAAA